Molecule: messenger RNA, 2672 nt
Organism: Coregonus sp. 'balchen'
Lineage: Eukaryota; Metazoa; Chordata; Actinopteri; Salmoniformes; Salmonidae
Source: the annotation of a GenBank genome assembly
AUGGAGAACGCGCACACGAAGACGCCGGCAGAAUGCCUGGCCUUCUUCGGGGUGAACAUGGAAACCGGUCUUACCCCAGACCAAGUCAAGAAGAACCUUGCCAAGUAUGGCCCCAAUGGUGAGACCCACGGAGGGAUGUAGGGGUGCAUGAAUGAAGGGGAACAUAGAAAAUAAAUGGCAACUGACGGUCGAAUAGACAAAGUACAGGAGGUGUGCACUGUGCCGAAAGAUUAGAGACCACUGUGGUAGACAUUUACAAGUAGUAGAUGGGUGAUGUUUGCAGGUUUGCAUUUAUUGUCAUGAAUCUUGCCCUGGCAGCUCUACAGAGUGGUCACUCGCUGGCACAGCCACAGACAUUAAAUCUGAUUUUAAACCUAAACCUAACCUUAACCCUAACCUUAACCACACUGCUAACUGUAACCUUAAAUUAAAAUCAAAAGCAUUUAUUUUAUGAUAUAGCCAAUUCUGACUUUGCAACUGGCCGGAAAUCGCUCAGUUCUGCCUCCAAGACAAGAUUCAUGACAAUAAAUGUCAACCUGCGUAAUGUUUAGUAUGUGAAAAAACGAUAAUAUCUCUUAACGAUAUCACAAGUCAUGCUAACUUUGAAGUUGACAAGUUGUCAACAACAAGACUGAUUUUUUUGUUAGGGACACUUGCAGCACGCAGUAAUGUUCUGUGUUCGAUUCUUUUUUAGAAAUGGGUUAGGUUAGUUGCAACAGGUGGUAGACAAGGACAUACAGAGACUUGGAGAAGCAGAUACUUUUGGGGCUUUGAAGAGCUAAUUAAAGAGGAAAGGAAGAGUGGAGAGCGAGACAGGUGACGGCUCAAGAGUCUUCCUGGGUAAUAUGCAGGGCGAGCAUUAACAGAGAGGGGGGAUAAUUUUAGGCCCAAUGCAGAGGGGGAGGUCCUUAGAUGGCUAACGGGGAUGAAUGAUCUGAAAUAUGAUCACUGAUCAAUGACCAUUUUAAUGCAGCGUGAACUACAUAGACCAAGCAAAGUUAGAUGGAAGUCGGCUUCGAUUGGCUUGCUGAAAUGCCCACACCAUUCUGUGUUCAUUUAGCAUUGCAUAAGCUGGCUACAAUUUGCAUUUAUGGCUACAAUUUGCUAACGAUGAUGCUUUUGUAGCAAAAAAAAGGAUUUGAUGAGUAAGCAAGUGUAUCAAUAAACUUACAGUAAAGACCACAAUCAGCAACAUGGCAAUUACUGUUAUCAGAUAAUUGUCGACAAUUCCAUGGGCUACAUUUCAUUGCAUUUCUGGUUUAUGGCUAGUUUAUGGGCACUCAGAAUUUAAUGUUUAAUUUGUUUGUUCUUCCCGAUUUUAAUAAUAAUAUGCCAUUUAGCAGACGCUUUUAUCCAAAGCAACUUACAGUCAUGCGUGCAUACAUUUUUUUUGUGUGUGUAUGGGUGGUCCCGGGGAUCAAACCCACUACCUUGGCGUUACAAGCGCCAUGCUCUACCAGCUGAGCUACAGAGGACCACAAAGCAAUAGUUGAAACACAGAUACAUUAUUUAUCGGAUGUGUUGUGCACUAAGACACUUUAAAGCACAGUCUGGCUUGGUCUGAUUUUUGUUAUUGGUUAAUCCAAAAUGGUUGAAAGUCAGGAUAUAGAAAUGUAAUGUCAUGACUAAAACAUUUUUAGUCAUGACAUUCCAUUUCAUUAGUCAGUAUAUCAGAUUUUUGACGCAGCUUUUCACUACUAUUAGAACCACGAUUAGGGAAAAUAGAACAUGCUGGAGAUAAAUAGCCCAUAUUUUUAAUUGAAUAUAUGCACAGUCCAAGUGGUUUGAACUAAGAUAAGUUUGACAUAUCAUACAGUUAUGAUUAAUAAUAACUUUUCUAUUGUGCUCAUAAUUAUUUUCUGUUCUGCCCUCCUUCUCUGCAUCAUGAUUGGACAACCCCAGCGCUGCCAGCUGAGGAGGGUAAGUGUUUUUCGUCACUUGAACUGUCACAAAUAAGAACCACAUUGUGGAAAUGUACCAAUCUUUUAUCAAUAUUAUUGCUACUUUUUACACGUGAUUUUUACACGUGAUUCGAUCCAUUCGAUCCACUGGCUUCGAUCCAAAAUAAAAUCAACCUUUAUCAGGGGUUAAUUGUAGCAUGCAAGCAACCGUUUGAUUGUGGAAUUCCUUGCACAGUACUGCAUAAUCCUCACACUCUUGUAUAAUCCUGGUAAAUGGGCUUCCACAUUUAUAGACAUAUGACUCCAAAUCAAUGCAAAUCAAUCAAUAGAUUACUUUUACAUGGUCAUUUUCCCUCACCUAUUUUGGGUUUGAAAACAAGCAAAAAAUUCCAUACAUUAUCACUCUCACACCGCCUUCAGCAUACUAAUGAUCUUGCCCCCCAGACACUUAAACAAAAAUAACAAAUACACACAGAUUCUCAGAUUAUUUAAAAAUAAUACUUGUUUCUCUCUCUCUCUCUCUCUCUCUCUCUCUCUCUCUCUCUCUCUCUCUCUCUCUCUCUCUCUCUCUCUCUCUCUCUCUCUCUCUCUCUCUCUCUCUCUCUCUCUCUCUCUCUCUCUCUCUCUCUCUCUCUCUCUCUCUCUCUCUCUCUCUCUCUCUCAGGUAAGACCACCUGGGAGCUUAUUGUGGAGCAGUUUGAGGAUCUGUUGGUCAGAAUCCUGCUGCUGGCUGCCUGCAUCUCUUUUGUGAGUAAACAAAGACUACGCUAG